Messenger RNA from Symbiodinium pilosum, 754 nucleotides. The record is from the annotation of a GenBank genome assembly. NCBI's taxonomy places the organism in Eukaryota, Dinophyceae, Suessiales, Symbiodiniaceae.
AUGGCAUUCAAGCUGCUGGUUGCUGCACAUGCGGCGGCGGCAAUAGCUGUUGAGGAGGCACCCUUCCUCUCGGAGGACUGCAAUGUGAGCCUGCUACAGAUGCAGCUGCAUAUGGGCAGCGAGCUGGACAAGGCGCCCGACUUUUCGGCUACGCUGGCGCGCCUUAUGAAAGCCACUGCGGAGGAGCCUCAUGCCUUUGAGGGGUGCCUGGACCCGGAUCCCUGUGACCUGGACUGGGAGCAGCUCAGAUCACAGGGAGCCUGCAACAAGCUGGAGGCUGAAACAAUGCAGGCUCCAAUUCGAGACGUCGUUGCGAAGCAUGCGGAUGAGGACGGAUGGUGCGUGUUUGGAGCACUAGGUGCAUGGACCUCUGCAUGCGCUGUCGCACACGAUUUGAAGAACCUGACUUACUUUGCAGAGGGCUUCCAGUCCCUGUACCAACUGAGUCUCAACCUUCCCAUCAUGACUUAUUCGCCCGUGACGCUGCGCUUGCCAGGUGGGCAGAGUUUGACGAUCAGAGACCACGCGUAUCCGUUGGAUGAAAUGCUGGAUGAGUCGGAUCGUGAUUCGAAGGUCUUGAAAGAAGCCAUGGACAGCGGCAAGCUGGCGGUUGACAUCGACCAAGCCACCGUCGAUGGUAUGCGCCUGCAUGGAGCGGCCAAGUGUGCCAUGUCUAACGGGCAGCGCCCUGUAUGCGACGUCUCAAACUGUGCAGCACGUGGCUGCCUUCCGGCAGAUGGCAGCGGAGUCCUAG